GAAACAAGCGACUCGGUGACGAGGGUGAGUGACCGAACCACUCACAGGCGAGUGCACACCAAAAGUCGACAGUUCUAGCCCGAAUAUACCAUUAUUUGCCAUCGUUCAUGAGUGUGUCACAUCUUCGUGCUCCCCUUAAACACCUCAUUCGAAUGAUAUAAACCCUGCGAGUCUUUCAGUCUACCACGUAAGACGAUAGUAUCAAGAGGAUUGAGGGUCCCGUCCGCUCCCUUGUUACACAAGCUGGAUACCGCAAGCUAAAUAGCAAACUUCGAGGGAAACCGGAUCCCUGUCAUGUGGUCACAAGCGAGGCUGGCACUUGGCGAGCCCAACCAACCGAAGAGAGAAGCAGCAUUCCAACAUCGCAAGACACAAAAGGACUACGAAGCAAGUAGAAAACGCAGUUAUUCGAUUCCAUUCUUACUCACUCUCGAAUCCCGGCCUUUAGACAUUACACAUCACCAGGCGCGACAGUAAAUGGCGUCCGCACCCCGUCUCCGAGUUCCGCCCAAGGAGCCAGAGGCGCGCCAAGGGCAGGGAAUUGAAGACGACGCAUCCGGGCCCGGUGAGGCAGGACGCCCGGCUCUUCUCUCGUUCGAUGAGAUGCCGGAAUGGUUUCGACACGACAAUAAUCAGUGGAUCCUCCACGGUUACCGGCCCAUAUCGGGCUCGUUUCGCGCCUCGUUCCGCAGUUGGUGGUAUCUCCACAACGAGACGGUCAACAUCUAUUCCCAUCUCAUUCCGGCCAUUGUCUUCCUCCUCGGCGAGUGGUAUAUCUUGCAGUACCUUUCUAGCAAAUAUUCCAAUGUUAAUAGCACCGAUUUUGUUACUUUCUCGUUCUUUAUGCUUACGGCGACCACUUGCUAUACAUUUUCGGCCCUUUAUCAUACUCUGAUGAACCACUCUUACACGGUAGACCAUUUCUACCACCGACUAGAUAUGCUCGGCAUAGGGACCUUCAUAGUCGGUGACAUUGUCUUGGGAGUAUACAUUAUCUUCUGGUGUGAGAAUACGCUACGCAAUAUUUAUUGGUCUAUGAUUGGGGUUUUCGGGGCAUUUACCAUCGUCACGAACAUCCAUCCCAAGCUCCAGAGCCACAAGUAUCGCUCCAUGCGAACACUAGCGUUCGUGGCGACUGGCAUGUCCGUCGUGGCGCCCUUGAUUCAUGGGCUCGAUAUAUUCGGGCUAGACCUGAUGAACAAAAAAGCCUUCACUUAUACCAUGGUAGCAAAGGUAGGCUGCCUCCUAUCUGGAACCGGGCUUUACGCAAUGAGGUUUCCCGAAAGUUGGUGGCCUGGAAAAUUCGACAUGUGCAGCUCCCACUCAUUCAUGCACAUCCUGGUGGUCUGCGCCGCUGUCAUCCAGAUGAUAGGAGCCUCUGAUCGGCGGGACGAGCGGCGACUUUUCAACCUAGGUAGCGCUGCGUUCCAGGUGCAGGUGGUCUAUUGGGUAUGUUCGAGAGACUUUCUCUUGGCUCGUGAUGGAUAA
Microdochium trichocladiopsis is the source of this 1488-nucleotide messenger RNA. RefSeq names its product hemolysin-III family protein. Gene Ontology annotation, molecular function: signaling receptor activity. NCBI's taxonomy places the organism in Eukaryota, Fungi, Ascomycota, Sordariomycetes, Xylariales, Microdochiaceae. The transcript is spliced from 4 exons. The record is from RefSeq and is a predicted model, not a curated record. Gene Ontology annotation, cellular component: membrane. Bases 478 to 1488 code for a protein of 336 amino acids.